Pararge aegeria (speckled wood butterfly) is the source of this 770-nucleotide messenger RNA. RefSeq lists its product as uncharacterized. The record is from RefSeq and is a predicted model, not a curated record. Lineage: Eukaryota; Metazoa; Arthropoda; Insecta; Lepidoptera; Nymphalidae. The transcript has 4 exons. The coding region runs from base 148 to 657 and encodes 169 amino acids.
GUCAAAGUUUCUGUACGAAAAUAGUUUUUACAAAAAUUUAAGAAUUAUUCAUAAGUGACACUUAUCACCUAUAUUAAUAUAGGUGUCUAUUACAAGUUAUGAAUAUUAUACAAAUAAAAUAAUUAAUUUAGAUAAUAAACUGCAACGAUGUUUAACAUGAAAUUAAUUUGUGCUAUCUUUAGUGUUAUUUUCGUGGUGUGUGCCUCUGCUGAGUUAAGCAAAGCAAGAAAUUUCGAUGGAAAAGGUCAAGUUAUAGAUGUAAGGAACUACGAUGAAAUCGAUCCAGUUGUGGACAUGCUACUGAAUAAUGAAUAUGAGAAUCCCGUAGAACCAACAAACAAUAAAGUUGAAGAAGGUGUAGAAACUGAGCUGAUAUUAUACCCCGAUGGUGUUUGGAAGUGCGGUAACUGUACUAAUAUGAAACAAAUGAAACUGUUAUACUCAGAAGCGUAUGACCAUGACACGAACUACGACGAAUACGCAGAAGAACUAAACAUGGAAAUACAGAUCGGGCUUUCCUUAAAAAACAUGCGUUGCAUCACGAUGGAGGCAGAAGAAGAUAUUGACGUUAGGCUAGUUAGCGGCGCGUGCGCAGGCGAGCAAGCUACUUUGGGUGUUAUGAGGGCCACUCACUGUGUUGUGUCUGUUUAUGGUUAAGAUUGCGAUAACAUUUACCUGUCUAUUGAUAUUUCCAACUCUCUGGGAAAUCCUAAGUAUGGGUAUUUGUAUAUCCCAGUUUUUGUAUUAAAUGUUUUUACCUGCGUGUUUUU